AUGCAUCCAUUUUUGAUGAUCUAUCUAUCUAUCUACUCUAUCUAUAAAGAGAUGGCAACCAAUGAUGACAAUGAACCAGAUACAACUAUACCACAAUUUGAAGAAACAACUACAACAACUACAACGACGACAACAAACCAGGAUAAUGAUGACAAUGACAAUAUAGAUAUACCACCACCUCAACCUCAACAACCUCAACAACCAAACAAACAAGAACAAAAAAUGAAACUAGAUUUCUUGUAUGAUAUAAAAGUACAGACAAGGGAAUACACUAAACUCAAAGACACUGUAUAUGGUCAUAUGGAAUCUCUACGUAGUGAAGACCAAGUAUUGACAGAACUUAUAAAUGAAAAGAAUGCUCUAACUGUAGAGUAUCGUCAACAUGAACAAGCUCUCAAUGAUAUUGUAAAAGAUUUAAAUACUGUCGAUAAAUUAAUACAAGAUAGAAGAAUGGAAAAGGUAAAUAUACAAAAACAAAUAGAUGUAUUACAAGAGGGACAACUCUCAAAACAAAGACAAAAAGUAAAUGAGAUGCGAAGUAGUGUUGGAUUGGAACCAUUGCCAUCGAUUGAAAUUGAACGCGAUAAAUUACAAUCAUCAUAUCUUACAAAAAGAUUACAUGAAGAGAUUCAAAACAAAGCUGCUGCUGCUGCCGCUGCUGCCACCGCAUCCUCUUCUUUAUCAUCUUCAUCAUCAUCUUUACAACCUCCAACCAAAAAAAGACCUGGACGUCCUCCAAAAAAUAAACCUCUGCAAUAA
This is a messenger RNA of Cavenderia fasciculata, 759 nucleotides long. RefSeq lists its product as uncharacterized. Gene Ontology annotation, biological process: positive regulation of neuron differentiation. Bases 1 to 759 code for a protein of 252 amino acids. The record is from RefSeq and is a predicted model, not a curated record. Lineage: Eukaryota; Evosea; Eumycetozoa; Acytosteliales; Cavenderiaceae. Gene Ontology annotation, cellular component: nucleus. The transcript has 4 exons.